AUGGCGGACGGAUUUUUUUCGAGCUGCGAAAUAAGACGCGGCGAGUCGAGUUUCCCGUCUGGCGUGGUGGAGCUGUUGAGAAUUUCGUACAGAAUGUUGCCUGGGGCAAACGCGUGCGGGUUUUUCAUCGAAUGGUCCUUAAACAGGUUCAGCGGCGACGAAAUGGACUCGCUCAGGUCGGGACUGGGGAUGUUGAGCGGACUGAUGCCGGAGUUUGACGUUGUCCCGUACGAGGACAUGACGGUGGUCUUGGAUUCAUCGUCAAGACCCAUCUCGACAGAGGACUCCUCGCGUUUGAUCAGCGGGGAGCCGGGACUGUGGUCGCCGUGA
Messenger RNA from Ogataea philodendri, 330 nucleotides. RefSeq lists its product as uncharacterized. The coding region runs from base 1 to 330 and encodes 109 amino acids. The transcript has a single exon. The record is from RefSeq and is a predicted model, not a curated record. Lineage: Eukaryota; Fungi; Ascomycota; Pichiomycetes; Pichiales; Pichiaceae.